AUGAGCGAUAACAAUAAUAAUACUACGACUGAAGUCUUGUCAGAAGAAGAUUUACAAUUCAAAUAUAAUAAGAAACAAGAACAAGACUGUCAAGUAUGUCAUGCAGUCAGUGGUACUAUAAUAGGAGGUGCAGGGUUGUACUCGUUGCUCAUCAGAAACCGUCAUCCAGAGGGUAGAGCAUCUCUAUCUUUUGUUGGUUUUACUUGCCUUGGUUUUGGUGCCUACUGGAUCAUUGAACCAAAGUUACCUUCCUAUCUACUCCUAAAAUCUAGAUUACUAUUGGGAGCCGAACCACCACAUCCAUACGAAAAGCGGGGUGUUGAAAGACGACUCUCACUCAUCUUUUGA
Cavenderia fasciculata is the source of this 348-nucleotide messenger RNA. RefSeq lists its product as uncharacterized. The record is from RefSeq and is a predicted model, not a curated record. NCBI's taxonomy places the organism in Eukaryota, Evosea, Eumycetozoa, Acytosteliales, Cavenderiaceae. Bases 1 to 348 code for a protein of 115 amino acids. The transcript is spliced from 2 exons.